Marasmius oreades (fairy-ring Marasmius) is the source of this 1030-nucleotide messenger RNA. RefSeq lists its product as uncharacterized. The record is from RefSeq and is a predicted model, not a curated record. Lineage: Eukaryota; Fungi; Basidiomycota; Agaricomycetes; Agaricales; Marasmiaceae. The transcript has 3 exons. The coding region runs from base 65 to 1030 and encodes 321 amino acids.
CAAAUUCGCCACAUGCACUGCCCUGAUUCGGUAAUGCUCAUCGAUCUUUUCUUAGGCUCUCACCAUGGACCUCGAGAUCUUAAAAGGUCUCAAAAUCACUGACGACAAGGAGAAGAUCACAUCGAAUCAGACGCAGGUGACAGAACAACCGAAACAGCCUGAACACCUAUUCGACAAACUUUCUAAUGCAUUCAACGGCGCCGAGCAUAAAGUCCCACCUCCAGUUGCUGCACCUUUAGCAGAACCUGAGCAUCAAGGACUGCUCGACAAGCUCAGCCAUGCCGUCGGAGGAUAUUCUGAACCGCCAAAACCACCUAUCCAUCCUGUUGAGCCAAAGCAUGAUGACUUUCUCACGAGAGCUUCACAUCUCUUCGGCGAGAAACCAGAGCCUACUCCCCCUCCCCUUCCUUCAAAUCCCAAUCAUGGAAACCUUCUCGAUAAGAUCACCGAUGUUCUAGGCGGUGAUCGUCAUGAAACAGCGCAGUCUCCAACUCCACCACCUCCAGAACACAAGAAUAUCUUUGAGAAAAUUGGCGAUGCUUUGAGUGGAGAUAAAGAUACCCCCCCACCACCGCUACCACAUCCAGCAUCGAAAUCCGAAGGACUCUCGGAUAAAAUACAAGCUGCUUUGCAUGGUGGUGAGCAGGAAACGGUAUCGCAGACGGAGAACAAGGACAAGAAGGAUAUCUUUGACAAGCUCGGGCUGGGACAUCAGCCUGAACCGGUUCCGCCCAAAGAGGAAAGUUUAUUGGAAAAGAUUGGUUCAACUUUCAAUCACGACGAACCUCCAAAGGAACCGACAUUCGGGGAGAAGAUUGGUAGUAAACUCGGACUUGGAAAAACGGAACGUGAAGAGGAUCACUUGGACAAAACUAUCGAUUUCAUUCAGGAGCAUGUUAUGCAGCAUGGAGAUCAACAUAAUGAGGGACGAUUUGAGCAGUGGAAAGAUGACCGUAUUGCGAAUACGAUUCGUUCGCAGUAUCAGCAUGCUACCGGGCACGAGUUUCCAGGUUUGAAGGAGAAGAAGUAA